UAGAUAUACGUGAGAGGACAGGAUAGCGUUCAAGACAGCAAGAAGCAAGGUUGAAGGAAUAUUGAGGACAACACGAGGGAAGGAAGACUGAACAGGACGGUAUUUCAUUGUUGAUCCAGCUUUUGGGUGUAUCUUCGCCAUCAGUGGAGUGUAUCUUCGCCAUCAGUGGAUUGUAUCCAUCCUUCCUUCAUCAUGGAAGACAUAGCACAGUCUUCUGAAGAUAGUUAUCCCUCGGAGCUGUCUCCUACCGCCAAACUAGCUUUACAGCGACUUGCCAACGCGUCGACUCUCAUUCGGUCAAACCCAACCGCGCGCCGACGAUGUUUCCCCCUUAAUGAAUUGCAAUCAGCUUGGAUGAAGAAGCUCGAUACAACAAAUUCACGAGAAAGGAUAAGUUUCAUCCCCCAGGCCAAGAGAGUGAUGAUCGAGAGUGACGGAGCAGAAUGUAUGCACAACAUCAUGGCUGUGAAAGCAAGGAUGCAAGAACCUGCUACGACAGUGGCUGCAGGUGCCCAUGCAAAGUUGGAGAUGAAGGAAGGAUCUUGUGCUUCGAGGUCUUGUAUGGUUGAGGAAAAGGGUUUGAGUGAUGCUGAGGAGAUGGCGUUGUCAGAGAAGAUGGCUGUGCUGGUUCAGUCGCCAUUGGUAAAGGCAAGGCACGUACAUGAGUCAUGUAUCAAGGCAAUAGCAAAGAAGCUGCAGGUGGAGAGGUUUCAUGAAGGCGACCUCAUCGUGCAGCAUGGGACUGUGGGGAAAGACAUUUACUGGGUUGCCUCCGGUGAGUGUGUCUGUGAAGUGGACGGGCACGCUGUGGAUCUUUUGAGUGCUGGGUUCUGCUUCGGUGAGAUGUCCGUCAUCAAGCUGAGCAAGCUGAUCCAAGGCGGAGUUCCAGAGAAGGAGGCGAUGGAUCAGUGUCAUCGUCAAGCUGAUGUGCUUGCUGCGGGUGACGUCGUGCUCCUCAAGCUCGCCUACGACGACUCGACCAACCUGAUGAGGAUCGUGCCGAACCUGUGGAUGACGCUGGUGGACUUGGGUGCCGCUCGUUCCAGAAGAAUCGAUAACUUCAGGGAGACCCAACAGGAUGACGAAGAACAACUUGUUCACGAGGAGGAGCAGGUGAUUUCAAGUGUGACAGAUUCUAUCAAGAGCUUGCCAGCUUUGGAAUGAUGCUUCAAGUUGUCGGGGUGUAGAGGUCAAUGUGUGAACACCUGGUUUGUUGAGAAUGCGACGGAGAAUAUUCAAAGAGUUGUAGAUCGAUGGAGAAAAUACAUGUUAUCAUAGGUGCAGAAGACGUGUUUUAUUAUUGAUGAGGCAGAUGUUAACUCUAGGGAGAAGGUUUUAGUAAACACCUUUACAUUGC
Molecule: messenger RNA, 1357 nt
Organism: Guillardia theta CCMP2712
Lineage: Eukaryota; Cryptophyceae; Pyrenomonadales; Geminigeraceae
Exons: 1
Coding region: 193-1164 (323 amino acids)
Source: RefSeq, a predicted model, not a curated record